AUGGGCUCCAUGCACACGGGGCCCUACGGCCAGAUCUUCCGCCUCGACAACUUUGUCUUCGGCCAGUCCGGCGCCGGCAACAACUGGGCCAAGGGCCCCUACACCGAGGGCGGGGAGCUCAUCGACUCCGUCCUCGACGUCGUCCGCGAGGAGGCCGAGAACUGCGCUGCCUCCAAGGUGUGCCACUCCCUCGGCGGGGGCACCGGUUCCAAGAUCAGGGAGGAGUACCCGGGCCGGAUGAUGCUCACCUUCUCCGUGUUCCCAUCUCCAAAGGUCUCUGACACGGUGGUCGAGCCCUACAACGUCACUCUCUCGGUUCACCAGCUGGUGGAGAACGCCGACGAGUGCAUGGUGCUGGACAACAAGGUGCUCUACGACAUUUGCUUCCGCACCCUCAAGCUAACCACACCUAGCUGUAAGCAAAUCUGUGACAUCAAGCUAUAUUACCUGCCUGUACUUUUUUACCUGCCUGUACUUUUUUACUAAUGUGAAUGCUAAAUGAAUAAAAGAGAUAGAGGAUUAAUACACUGACUCUGGCUUGGCAACUUUAUAUUGGUUUCUUGACCGAGAUUCUGGUA
Molecule: messenger RNA, 578 nt
Organism: Triticum dicoccoides
Lineage: Eukaryota; Viridiplantae; Streptophyta; Magnoliopsida; Poales; Poaceae
Product: tubulin beta-1 chain-like
Exons: 2
Coding region: 1-486 (161 amino acids)
Biological process (GO): microtubule-based process
Cellular component (GO): microtubule
Molecular function (GO): GTP binding; GTPase activity; structural constituent of cytoskeleton
Source: RefSeq, a predicted model, not a curated record